Mirounga angustirostris (Northern elephant seal) is the source of this 12344-nucleotide messenger RNA. It is a transcript of the gene CDK1, whose product is annotated as cyclin dependent kinase 1. NCBI's taxonomy places the organism in Eukaryota, Metazoa, Chordata, Mammalia, Carnivora, Phocidae. Bases 157 to 1065 code for a protein of 302 amino acids. Gene Ontology annotation, biological process: protein phosphorylation; G2/M transition of mitotic cell cycle; mitotic G2 DNA damage checkpoint signaling. Gene Ontology annotation, molecular function: cyclin-dependent protein serine/threonine kinase activity; ATP binding. The record is from RefSeq and is a predicted model, not a curated record. The transcript is spliced from 9 exons. Gene Ontology annotation, cellular component: nucleus.
AGCGCGGUGAGUUUGAAACAGCUCGCACUUAGCUGCAAAGCUGGCUCUUGGAAGUUGAGGCAAGAGCGACGCCGACGUGGUAGCCGCCGCCGCUUUCGUCGCGGGAUAAUAAGCCGGGUAGAGUUGCUGAGGAUCUACCAAAUCUGCUGAUUAACUAUGGAAGAUUAUACCAAAAUAGAGAAAAUUGGAGAAGGUACCUAUGGAGUUGUGUAUAAGGGUAGACACAAAACUACAGGUCAAGUGGUAGCCAUGAAGAAAAUCAGACUAGAAAGUGAAGAGGAAGGGGUUCCUAGUACUGCAAUUCGGGAAAUUUCUCUAUUAAAAGAACUUCGUCAUCCAAAUAUAGUCAGUCUUCAAGAUGUGCUUAUGCAAGAUGCCAGGUUAUAUCUCAUCUUUGAAUUCCUUUCCAUGGAUCUCAAGAAAUACUUAGAUUCCAUCCCUCCUGGUCAGUUCAUGGAUUCUUCACUUGUUAAGAGUUAUUUGUACCAAAUCCUACAAGGGAUUGUGUUUUGCCACUCCAGAAGAGUUCUGCACAGAGACUUAAAACCUCAAAAUCUAUUGAUUGAUGACAAAGGAACAAUUAAACUGGCUGAUUUUGGCCUUGCCAGAGCUUUUGGAAUACCUAUUAGAGUAUACACACAUGAGGUGGUAACACUCUGGUAUAGAUCGCCAGAAGUAUUGCUGGGGUCAGCUCGCUACUCGACUCCAGUUGACAUUUGGAGUAUAGGCACCAUAUUUGCAGAAUUAGCAACCAAGAAACCACUUUUCCAUGGGGAUUCAGAAAUCGAUCAACUCUUCAGAAUUUUCAGAGCUUUGGGCACUCCCAAUAAUGAAGUGUGGCCAGAAGUGGAAUCUUUACAGGACUAUAAGAAUACAUUUCCCAAGUGGAAACCAGGAAGCCUGGCAUCCCAUGUUAAAAACUUGGAUGAAAAUGGCUUGGAUCUGCUCUCGCAGUUUUUUGGACUCUGGUGGAUUGGUGCCAAGGCUUGGAACAUCAAUUCAAGUGAUGGCAUUAUGAUGAAACACUUGAAGAAGAUUGAAAGAGCAUGUGAAAGGUUAUCCUAACACACCAAGGCCUCACCACCCAGGCUGUCUACACAAAUUGGGUGUCCAAGCAGAGAGAAGUGAAUCAAGUUCUUUCCUCAUUGAUUGCCUGAAGAAUCGAACAGUUCUGGUCUUUGCGAUUGAGAAUGUAUUCAGACUCAAAGAAUUCAAAUACUCCUUCCAUGGGGCCACAUUUGGGUACCCCUCAUUACAUCUGCAUUUUGCUGGAUAUCGAGUGACCAAGAUGUUGUAUUCCUAGAAAUUUUAGUAAGCAACAGGAGUGAUGGCUGACAAGUCACUUCAUGUCUCUCACCAUUGUUUCUACCACUUUCAUGUCUGUGUUUCCACCCAAGAGUUACUGCUCCUAAAUUAUUUCCAUAUUUUGUACACUAUAGUCUAAUGAUAUCUAACUGGUGAGGCACCUGCACAGAAGCCCAGAGAAAAAACAUGCAUCUGCGUUGCUUAAGUGAAAACACCCCAUUUAAAGGUGCUAUCGGCACGAGAGAAUUUUCAAAUCCAGCCAGAGAGAAUCAGCACAGCUUUUCCAGAAGCGUUGCCUUUCCAGGUCACAGUGCCUUUUCCUGCUGCAUACAUCACCUGCCCUUUUUUUUUUUUUUUUUAACGUAGGCUCCACGCUGGGAGCCCGAUGCGGGGCUUGAACUCAUGACCUUGAGGUCAAGACCUGAGCCAAAAUCAAGAGUUGGACACUUAACUAACUGAGCCACCUAGGGGCCCCUACAUUGCCUGCCUUCUAAUUGGAAAUUUAAGAGAGCAAAGUCUUCCUCUGAAAAUAAAUUAAGUCAUGAGAGAUGGAGUUAUGUCAGAACUUAGCCUUUGGAAGAAAGAGACGACAUCUGUAUCUCAGAAUGCUUAGUGCAACCUCUAUAGCUUUCGUCAGUCAUCUUUCUGGUUUUUUUCUUUCUUUUUUUAAGUUGUCCUUAGCUUUUCCCCCCCCUCUUUGUUGCACUGCUUCUUCCUUACUUACACACAAUCUAACCCAAACACAUUCUCCUUGGCUAACUUUUAACUCUGUAUUUUUUAUGCACUGGUCACAUUCUAUUAGAAAAGAGGAGCUAUUGCUACUUGUCCACUUGUAUCCAAUUAGGGUAUUUGAUUAAAGAAAUACCCAAUUUAAGAAAAAGCCUGGCAAAUCUUUAGUUUGCAGAAGAGCAUUCAUUUCCGAAAUGCUGCGCUCAUAAAAUAAGUUUCCAAACUCAGGAUUCAUUUCAUUUUUUCCUCUGACUAGUAGAAGUGAAUGUCACAGUGAUGAAAUUCAACUGAUAUACCAUACAAUGGAAGCAAGUGUGAAAAAAUUUCUUAGAAACAUUGGAGUCUUGUUUUUGAGUGUCCAUAAAGAAAAUACUUGAGUUACCUUGAAACCAGUAGGAUUUAAGGUUCCUAUAAUGCCAGUGCAGGGUUAUUGAAAUCUUUGAUGAUUUGCCAGGCAUUGCUCUGGGAGAAAUUUAGACCAGUGCUUGCUACAGGUAAGACUCCACCGGUAUGCAUUAUGUAAGCGGUGCCAUGAUCUGGACCACCCACCUCUGAAAGGUGUGGGAAGGUGUUGGAAAUCUCACGGUCUUUUCUCUGCAGUUAUUUUGUAUAGUUGUCAACCCCGUUCCAUGGAGUUAUAGGGAAUAUGCCACUCAGAGGAGUGCCCAGGUGAGAUCUGCUUGGAGACCCUUCUUCCCCCUGAGUUCGGGUAAACAGUAUGCUACCUAGAAGUUCAGAAAUUGCAGAUUUUCCCAAAAUCCUUCUUAGAUCUGCUUCUAAAGAAAAGGUUGACUUCAUGAGCCCACGAUGCAACCUUUCACUUCAUUGCUGGCAGAAUUGUCCAAAACCAAGAUUAUAAGAAGUUCUUUAGGCUACAGACACCAUUUCUGUUUUUUCCAAUGUUCUACCAUAUGUAGUGACAUAACUGUAUUAUCCAAGAGCAAAAAGCCAGAUCCCUCCUGUAUAUGGUGGCACUGGAAACUCUGCUGGCCGAACCAAAAACAGAGAUGACAGUCAUUGAAGCUGCCUUGUUAUGGAAGCAUACAUAGCCCCCAUGACCCAGCACCUUUACGGUUUUGUUAGUUUUCAGAAAAAGCUAUUUAAGUCACACACAUGAUAUUUUGGUAGUCCUUAAAAAAAAAAAAAAAAAAAAAAGAGGCAUUUUAUAGCUAAACAAUUUUAUUGGCUUUUUGUGAAAUAAAAAACACGAAACAAACCACCAUGGUUAAAGGCCAUAAUCAGCAUCAACCAAAUGAACCAGCCACUUGGUUACAGUAGCUGAUAACAAACACUAGUGGAUAUUAUUGCUUAUACCCCAGGUUCAUUUAUAUGUCCAUUAUGUUUUGGCAAGAUUACAAUCACAUGGGAACUUUGGUUGUAUAAAUUCAACUCUGACCACUCACUAAAAACUCAACUUCUACCAUUUUAUGAUGGGAUAUAUGUCAAUUCUUCCUGAGUCUUGACAUUUAUCCUCUCAUUUUGUCUCCUUUCUCCUUCUGCUAAUGAUUUACAACCCUAUUGACCAAAACUUAAAGUAGAUGCAUUUACAACCAUCCAUUUCUACUCUACUGCCCUCUCCUUUGUCAUGAGAGGGUGAGGCAUUCCUGGGCCUCUCCAAACUCUUGGAUCUGGUGUGUAUCCACCGCCAGUAAUAAAUGUCCAUCUGUAAUCUGGGUAGAUUUUCAAAUGCAUAUGGUUGUCAACAUUGGGGUUUGGACUCAACUGUCUCUUUUCCAACUUCCGAAAGCUAGGAAAAAAAAUCAACAGCCUUUAGCAUCAGUAAGUUGACCUCCCGACAAAAUAAGCCCCCGCCGCCACCAUGCCACAUCCCACGGCAGGUAUGGCGCUGGGGCCUUAAAAUGCUCCGUAUGAGUGCUGUAACAUUUUAAUGUACAGAGAAGCAAGGACUGACUGCCUCUCCAAAGCUCCCCUGCUCAAUACCUUCUGUUUUAACACUGAAAACUCAGAAUGACAAAGGGUCAGGACUAACUCACAAUAGCACCAUUUCCUAGACUCUUGGAAUAAGAUUCCUGUCUGCGUUGGAGAAUGCAGGGACCCCAGACGACCCAGCCUCCAGCUUUGCACCUUCACAGGCCCUGCUGACCUUCAGCAGGGGUGGGCGGUCUGCCUCAGCCUACUCCUACAGCGGCCUGAAUUUUCCCUGGGAAGAGUUAAAAAUGCGUGUCUUACAAAGUGAAGUUGGCUGCAGGUGAGAGACCUGAGGAAGCCUGUUUCCGUGGGUGAGAUGUGACGAGCCUGCAGAUGAUGGGACAAAGGCUGGGGAUCCCUUCCCUUGCCCAUCUCAGUUCAAGUCUUUGAAGAAUCUGCACGCAGAAGCAUGGCAAGAUCGAGGAACACGGAGAGACACAAACCCUCACACAGCCACCCAAACACCAAUGCUCUUACGGUAUCUCUUGGGUUCAGGUCCAGCGGUGGGUUUGCCCUGGAUAAUGCUGGGAUUGAAUAAGCCCUUCUAAUGAUUAUAAAGAUUAUCCUUUUGAAUCUGGACAUUUUAAACAACAGAAGACUUGGUAUCACUGUAUUUUACAUGGCACAUAUAACCAUAUAAUUACUAGCAUUUACACGGCAAAUAUUGUAAAUACACAUUCUUGGAGUUGACUUGGUAAUUAUACCACUGUUAUUCGGCAGAACAAAGAUUAAACACUCUCUAACUUGCACUUGGGGGAAUUUCGUUCCAACCCUGUACUUCACAACCAAAGGAUAACCCUCUAAUUAUGCAAUAAUGCCUGGUGGUCAUGUGGGCCAAGAGCAUCACAGGGCGAUUUCAUGGUUAAUUUGCGGCCUGUAAAAUAAAGUAAUACAUAGUAUUUUCAUUUCAACAAAAUACAAGAGACCAUAUAAAAAUAUUUUCUAAUUUGGGACUUUGAAACAUGAAAGCUGGAUUUUUUUUUCCCUUGGUAUAAAAAGAAACAAAGUAACGGACUAAAGUUUAUUAAGCCUUCUAACAAAAAAUAUACAUAUAAGUUUAAGGAAUGCAGUGAGCAUCAACUUCCCUUUUUUGUCCAGGCUCAUUGAUGGGGAGCUUGUGCUUUGAUCCCGACAAAGAUAAAUGCACAACAGUGGAGGAAGAUCAGUGCCUGAAACCUGAACUACGACUUAUCUCUAAUAAUAAGACUAAUUUUACAGUAGUGCUUUUAAAAGUGGUGUGUCAGAUGACUGAUUUUUGUCUCUUCCCCCUCAGGCAACUGCUGGAGACGAAUUCCAGAAGCACCACUUUCGUCUUGAGUGAUGUUUAUUUAGUGCAAUAUCUUCCUUCUCGCGUUCCCUUUUCACACGCUGGUAGUGGUCUUCUUCCUUCAGAUACCACACAGGGGGCCAGCGGUGCCGCUCAAAGUAUUCCUGGUUGUCUGGUGAAGGAAAGGUGCAGAUGAUGAGACCCGCUGUGUUUGUCGAGAGCUUCUGUAUUCUAGGUUCUGUGCCCCGUGCUUCUCGUAUAUGCUCCCUUCUACAUCCUCCCAACAACCCGGUGUGUGGGGCUUAGGGAUCAGGGGUACGACCAUUUGCAGACUGGGACACUCAGGUUUCGAGAGUUAGAAUCACUUGCCUGAAGCAGCUGGGCACGGAGAACCUGAACCCAGGACCACUUGGUUUCCGAGCGGAAGCCUGCUCCUCGGCAUGCCUCCCUAGACAAGGGUGAGCCCACCCCCUCCGCAUGCUCUGCGGCAGGGAACCCCGGAUCCCGCUCCACGCAAAUCUCCCAAGCAUGAAGUCCUUCAAAGAGGAUUCCUGCUCCACAAUUCCUUGCGUCGUGUCACGGGCAUGUGACCACCAGCCAAUCACAAGGACUUCCCCCGGAGCUGCCUGGGGCCUGUACACCUGCUCAAGGGCACAGAGGGUCCACGCUGCAGUCAGAGCCUGUGAGAACCGGACUGAUGGGAACCUGUGUUCUCACCUGCGGAUUUCGAUUUGAUCUCCUUGCGGAACUUGGAACACACGCUGUUGUAGUUGGUGCAGAUGUGGUGCAAACACCAGGCGGCCAACUGGUGGGCGUUGUGGAACUACAGGGAAGUGACCAAAAAGGGGGUCAGACUCUACUUUCUAAAGUGGGGCCACAGAGAAAUCGUCAGCCACCGUAGGGGUGACAGAGAUGAUAAAGGGCCCGCGUGACUGAUUCGGCAAACCUCUUGUUUUGACUACAGUGUUUUGACUUUGGCUAUGGUGCCAACGCCAGCCCAAUAUAGCGCUUGGCAUACCCCUUCCUUACCCCUGUGACAGGUGCACCAAAAAUAAUCACCGUAUCAGAUCAGGAGCUGAAAGCACCCCUCUCCACCCAGCCUCCCCUGCCACUGGCCCGCUAGUGACUCAUGACUGUGGCCUCUGGAAGGUGCCAGCCAGCAGCAAAGCAGCAACACGGACUCUGGUUAAGGAAGCCUCAGCCACGGAGCACUCCGUGUCGCAGGUCAGAGCUCGCCUUGCUGGGGCCAAAGAUCUGAAAAAGGAGACUGAGGAAUGUGUACCUGUCCUUUGGUUACAUAAGAAGAGCGGGUGGUGUGGGCAGGGUGGCAGGGACCCGACACUCCACAACGACUCCUUUCUGAGCAGAUGCUCGGGGGGAGGGAGCAGCUGAGGUAGCUGUGACCAAAACAGACUUGGUGCUCAAAAUGCCACAGUCACCUCCCCAUUCCUCCCCAAGUUUGGCAAGUCUCCCCCACCCCACACUUUGUCCGUGUCCUUGGCUAUCCAUUCAGUUUGUGGGUCUUGAGGUUUCUUUGAUCAGGCGAAACCCUGAAACCCUACAGGGUGCUCACUCGGGGGCCCACAUCUCUGCCAUGAACGAAAGGCCCAUAUAAAAGCUGAUGUCCCCAGAAAAUAACUCAAGAAACUCUGAGAGUUGCAAACCCAACAUUAUAGACCAUUUUUGCUGGUGCUUCCAACUUCUCUUGAGAUCAGAUUUCUUUCUGAAAGUAAGACUCGGGCACCGGUGAGCUGGAGUUGGCUUGGAUCUGCCCAAGAGCGUCAACGGUGCACAUUUCUUCCCUACUCUGAGGUCAGCAAUUUCACGUUGUUAAAAUUGGUCAGGCGGAGGUGUUUAUAUCCUGGACGUUGGAAAAUGCAACAGAUCGGGUGCCACCUGUCCACAUGCUGAUGGUUAAAUAAACCCAGCAUGCCACGAGGCAAGGGUCUCGUGAAUGAGCUAUGGUACAGGAGGCUCCAGCCUAAACUCUUCCUGCCGAGGCUCGUCAGGGCGGGGACCCAGAGCAAAGAGACACAACUGCAAAUCACUAUAUCAAGUAGACUGGCCCUACAUGCAAUGCUGGGUCAUUACAUUUUUCUCCAGGAGGAGUACUUACUGGAGAGAGCACAAGUCAUAAACUGUGCCCCGGACCUGGUUCGAGAGACCUCAAACUCCAAGUAUGGACAACCCAUUUUGAUGGGACCUUGCUGAGCCUACUGCAACAGAUGCCUGUUCUGGGUUUUCACUGUAACCUCUGUGAGGCUGUUUUUCAUGCUGGAUUUUAAUAACGUGGGCUUCUGUCUAUUUCUCUGUCUAUGAUUGCCCCGAGGGCAGAGAAUCUGCCAUUUAUAUCCAUGUGUCCUUUUGUCUGGGGCAGUGCCCGAUGUGUGUGGAGAAAACCACAAAUACUCGUUGCGUAAGUCCAAACCAGGAGGCUGCUGUGAAGUCUGAUUCUGCCUUUUCCCCUUUUGAAUGCAAACCGUUCCUGUGCAACUUGACCUGCUACUUGCCUCCCUCCUCUCCCCGAAACCACCUCCUCUCCCUUGAUUGAGAAAGAGCCAUUCAAAUCACCUGACCUAAGGCUUAGUAAACCUCGGCCCUAACAGAGAGGGAACAGAAAACGGAACCCAAUGGGCUGAAGAAAGGACCGAAGAAUGUCUUCUUCAUUCCCUCAGAAUGAAACUCAGUGUCAGUAAACUCAGUGUCAGUCAGUCUAUGCCAGGGACGAAGCAUCCCACACGUGCAACAGGGUUCUACUCUUCACUGCUCGUUCUUGAACAUUCUCUCCCACUUGAUUCUCAAAAUAAUCUGUAAGGUUGAUAGGAUGUGAAUUAUCAUCCCCAUUCAUUACGGAUAAGGAAACAGAGGCAGAGUUUAGGUUUGUGCCUUGAGUAAGUCAUUCGGGACAAAGCUGAAGCCGGAUCUCGGGGCCUCUCUGGAAGAGUGCAAGUGUGUACAGGGAUUAUGGAAUCACAAUAUUGCUAUUAACAAAUACUGAUUCUGGAAAACCCCAGGAAAGCUGCAGUGAGAGGUGGGGCAUUACAGGGCUUCAUGGAGUUCUAGAAACCGUCUGAUCUUGGCCAAUAUGUGUCCAAGAAUUCAAACAAGGAGAGACAGAACCUUCCCCUAUCAUGCCCCAAAUUGUUCUCCCACAUGUGAAGCUGGUGCCUCGGGGGACAAUAGGGCUGGCGUGGGGUAGGGUCCGUGUUGUUUUCUCAAACGAAGCCCAGCAGGGGGAAUGGUGCAUGAAACGUGAAACUCUCAGAUCUUCUCAGUGUACACAGGGCCCUCUGUGACUCAGUGGUGACAUCUUUAUUUAGACAGAUGCAACAGCGGAAUGUUUGAUCAGCAUUAAAUGAACUGGUUGAACACACUUAAAAGGUGAAAGGCAAAUUGUUACAAACCUGGGCCAAUUCCAAAUACGAGAGCACUUCCCCGUCAAUGCCCACACCACUCAUCGCGGCCUUGGUCAGCUCCUGGACAGCAUACUGCUCUGGGGAAGAGAGAGAACGGGAGUAAGUUGAACCAUGCCCUUGCAAGCCAGACAUCUCACUUAGAGAGUCUGGUCCGGGACCACCUAAGAGGAAAGGAAUAUGGGACACAGCUCUGGCAGUCAUCCGAACUGAACUCAGGGCCCACUGUGAUGGUUGGUCUUCCAGCAUGGGGAGUUCUGGUCUCUGGCCAUUGCACCAAUGACUCUGGGACACUUGUUUGCACUUCUGAAAUAGCUGGAGUCCUCCAGACCUUCACUGUCCAGUAUGGUGACUACUGGCCACGUGAGCCGACUGAAACUUAAAUUGAAAUGAAAUAAAAUUAAAAAUUCACACCCUCAGCCACACUAGUCACACCAAAGUGCUCAACAGCUACACAUGUAUUGGGCAACACAGACACAGGACAUUUCCAUCACUGCAGACAGUUCUAUUGGAUAGUGCUGCUCUGGAUAGUCCAGUGCCUUCCUAGAAUCCUCUAGACUCUCUAGUAUCUUCCUGUUUGACAGCUUCCCCGCUCAUAUCACUCCAAUUCUCAAUAAUCUCUGAAAGUGGAAGGACUGAGUAACAGGAAUGAAUCCAUAUGGGGAAUUAAAAAUGUGAAUGCAGAUGUCUUUCUCAACAGCUGCAGAUGGGUAACAUAUUGUUCAGCUGUUAGAUUCUAACGACUGGGGGGGAACCUUCAACUGGAAGUUAACAAGAAUCUAGCUGGGAGAGCCAAUUCUUCCUGGGAGCUGUGCCCAGGGCUUCUAAGUUGAAUCUAAAUUGUGAUUCUGAGAUGGAGUGGUCUCCUGCCUCUGCUCGGGCCGUCCCCUGCCUUUGGGACUGACGCGUGUGGUACAAUCUAGGCCCACACUCCUAGCUCCCUGAGGUCGAGGUACUCUUUUCAUCUCCAGCAUUGCGUCUGUUCUUCUAAUCCAGUAAACUGUCCCAACCCUGCUUACCCUCUGUUCUAUGCACUUGGUAGUCAACAUGCCUCCAUGUGGUCAAUACGAUAUCUAGAUGGGGAUGGUUUCUUUGGCACAAUCUUCAUCAGUUGGAUGGACAAAGAACUAUUUGGAACUACAUUUUCCAAAGAAGUCAUCAGGCUUUUUGAUUUUAGUUAACAGCAACAUUUCUUGAUACUCAUUUAACACGUCGGCUCGCGACACAUUCUUACCCCAGAAACUGAUUUUUAAAAACUAUGUUCUGAACACUCUAUACUUAACCCAACAGUAUAAAUGAUUACAGGGAUCAUCUUAGGCAGCUACAUAUUUAAUCCUAGCAGUAACAGUAGCAUUUAAUAACAAAAGGAAACAGGCUUAGAAGUCUGCAGUUCACACCAGAACCUCUCUUUGAUUCAGUUCCUUUCACGGAGAGGUCAGUCCCAAGUUUUCGUCACUGUACUUCAUAUUUAAGCAAAAAUGGCACUAGUUUAAGAUUAAUCACAAACCUUGUUCGACAGAUUUGGUUCCAAAUUGUUUUUGACCACAUUAAAAAAAAAUCAAAUUCAUCCUCAAAGGAUACCUACUUGUAAACACUGAAUAGUCAAACAGAUCAGAACCUAUACUUUUGAAAAAAGGAACUGCCCACUGCAGCCUCCUAGGGUUAACAUUUAAAAAGCAGGGCACUCUUGUGGACCUGUGACUUCAGGGUUGUUGGUUAAAAAUGGUUUUUAAAAAAACAGCAGUGCUUCAACAAUCUCUUUCUAUCUUUUUAUCCAGUGGGGGCAGAAGUAAGGCAAGGAGAGGACUUGGGUCUCCAGCUGGCUGAGUAUAGCAGAAACGUGAAGUCCAGAGAAAUACAUUUUAUUCCAAAGACACCUGCCAGAAAGUGAAGUGCAGAUAUGACCAGUUGGUUUGUUCAAACAUUCAUUUUCACUCACUUCCUGAUUCAACAGGUAUUUAUUGGGAAGCUAAUAGGCUCAGGCACUUUGCUGUGUGCUGGGGACAGUAGGCCAGUGUACAAAGCUGUCACUAUUUCUGCUCUCAUGGCUCACAGGGGUCAGCUAAUGUAGUGACAAACACCCAGACUGCUAACUGACCCUUCUCGUGAAUGAAGCUGAAGGUUUACAUUUAGGAAACAUGUAUGUGAAUAAUACACGUAUCCUAUUUAGACCUGCUUCAGCCUAACAACUGAACAAAUCCAGAAAUGAUUUUGGGAAGUGAAGCCAAGUCCCCCUUCCUUCUUUCUCCCAAAAUGCUCUUGACAAUGUCAGAACAUUUUCUAAAAUAGCUUUAAAAAAACCACUUACAUAAUGCUUACUAGGUGCCAGACACUGUUCUGAGAACUUUAUAUAUAUCUUAACUCCUUAAUCUUUGUAACAACUCUACGGGAGAAUAACAUGAUCCCCAUGCUAAAGAGAGAGAGAGCAGACACAGGGUGGUGAAGUGUGAAGUCAUCUAGCCAGUAAAUGGUGGAGUCAGGAUCUGAACCCGAGCAGUCUGGCUCUGCAGCCUAUGUUCUUCACCACGGCCUCCUACUGCUCUUUCUUAAAGACUGUGUCUGAGCACACAUCAGGGGAAUAAUAUGGACACAAUAGUUUUAUUUCCAAUCCCACGGUCCACAAAUGAGGCAGAGUGCACAGAGCAUGGGUCUCAAGGGCAGGGAUCAUGCAUCACUCAUCUUGAUAAUUGUGUCCCCCUACAGGGUCUACCACAAAGUAGGUGCCUAAGAAAUAUCUGUGGAGCUGAAUUGGGCUGUCUGAUACAUUUGAUCUACUUAUUAUCACCCUGCACAAGACAGUCCUAUACUGGGUGAUAAAAAUUUAAUUUUUAUUCCCUGGAAAUGUUAUUUUUGCUUAAAUGUGAUUUUGAUAAAUUUGACAGUCAGACCCUGCAUGAUCCUGAGUCAUCAGACUUACCUGCAAGUGCAACCAAGUGUGGCAGGCAAAAUCUGUUUGCCAAGGCAAUUAAUUCCAGUGGGUCCAGGUCCAAAUUAGGUGACAACUGCUUGGUAUAAAGAUAAUCCAAUACCGCUUGCAUUGACAUCUUGUUUAUGUUCGGGAGAUAUACCUGAAACGUUAUUUGAAAAGCUAAGUUCUGCCGAAGAAAGCAGUGGGUGCAUUUCCAGGCUAUACUGGUUAUAAAUACCCCAACCGUACAAUUUGAUAUUGGCAAGUCUGGGAUACCUGCUUUGAGGCCGCGUGUAGAAGUCAUUCGCUAUUUAUCGCUUCAAACAUAACAGUUUGAUUUGUAGAUGACAAAGGAGUGGGGCUGCCUGACAAAGCCUGAUUUGGAAUUUUUAAAUGGCUAUUUGGACUUAUAAAUCAGACAAAUGGUCUGUAAUAUGGACUCUCCUCACCAAGUACCUUCUAAUACUCUAUUGUGGGGAAAGAAAUCUCCCAGCAACAUGACAGGUGUGGGGGGGUAGUGCAAACCGCACUGUUGCUGACACACGAUAGAGCCCCGCUCUCUAAGAUGUCAAAACAGAGGAUGAGCAACCACCCUAGUUGCCGCAGUGACUGGAGUGAUUCCAACAUUCUACCAAUAUAUGCAAACACGGUAUACACACUUCAUUAUUUUUCCUGUGGCACCACCACACAGAUUCAAAAUUAUUGGAACAUUAUCAGGUUAUCAGUAGAUUCAGAGAAUCCAGAGACGUCCUUACCUGGGACAUGUGGGGAACAGCUGGUUGGGUCUGGUAAA